AUGUCACAACUCAUCAACCCUGCCGACGUCCGCACUCCGCCCUCCAUCUACUCGCACGUCCAGGUCACGCCCAUCUCACCAACGAGCAGUCUCGUCACCAUUGCAGGCCAGAUCGGGGUCCCGCCCAACUCUGCCGCCGCGGCAUCGACUUUUGCUGAACAAGUUGACAUAGCUCUUGAUAACUUGAGAAAAUGUCUCGCAGCCGUGGGGGCCACCCCAGCCGAUAUCAUCAAAGUCACGCACUACGUGGUCAAUCUGGAUCCGAAGGACAAGUCCAGGCUUGAGGCAUAUACGAAGUUCAUUGGUGAUCAUCGACCGCCAGCUACGCUCGUGGGAGUGGCGGCGCUGGCCUGGCCGGAUUUGUUGUAUGAGGUCGACGCUAUGGCUAUUGUACAGAAGUGA
Messenger RNA from Cladophialophora carrionii CBS 160.54, 402 nucleotides. RefSeq lists its product as uncharacterized. Gene Ontology annotation, molecular function: deaminase activity. Bases 1 to 402 code for a protein of 133 amino acids. The transcript has a single exon. The record is from RefSeq and is a predicted model, not a curated record. Lineage: Eukaryota; Fungi; Ascomycota; Eurotiomycetes; Chaetothyriales; Herpotrichiellaceae. Gene Ontology annotation, cellular component: cytosol.